CCGCGCGCAGCGCUCGGGCUGGAGCGCCUGAAGCCGCGACCGCCGCCUCAGCCGCCUCAGCUGCGGUCGCCACCGCUUCGGCCGACUUAGGCUCCGCCGCUGCCUCCUCACCCGCCUCGCCCCGACCCCGCCCGGGCCUCCCGGCCUCUCCCCGCCGGCCCGCGGGCUCGCCGUCCCGCGCAGGGCAGCACAUUGGAGAUAUAUUUCCACAGCAUCUGGCUUUUCUUGUUCCUGUUCUGAAGUAAAUGUAACUGCUAUCCUCUGGAGGACUGUCUACGAGAGAGAAGCUCCCCACGUGGUUCCGUAGACAGAGCCACACUCUGUUGGAUGUUGAUCCCAGCUCACCGCAGCCUUGAACUCCUGGGCUCAAGCGAUCCUUCCACCUCAGUCUCCCACGUAGCUGGGACUACAGGUAAAUACCUAGGAGUGGGCUUUUCUAGAUCACAUGGUCAGUAGGCUCCACGACAAAAGUCAACCCUUCUGUAAAUCACCUGCUGUGGUUAUGAUGCUCUGAGUUCAAUACGUCUGAACCUUUGCUGUCUAUGGAUCUGCUCUAAACCUUAUAGCCUGCUUAUGGGGGAAGGUGACGCCUUCUGGGCCCCAUCUGUCCUUCCUCACAGCACCCUCAGCGCCUUAAGCCACCACCCUCAGCCACAAUUUGGCAGAAGGAUGGAGUCCAAGGUCUCAGAAGGUGGCCUGAACGUGACCCUCACCAUCCGCCUGCUGAUGCAUGGAAAGGAAGUUGGAAGCAUCAUCGGGAAGAAAGGAGAAACUGUGAAGAAGAUGCGUGAGGAGAGUGGUGCAAGGAUCAACAUCUCAGAGGGAAACUGCCCAGAGAGGAUUGUGACCAUCACAGGCCCCACAGACGCCAUCUUCAAGGCCUUUGCCAUGAUCGCAUACAAGUUUGAGGAGGAUAUCAUCAACUCCAUGAGCAACAGCCCUGCCACCAGCAAGCCCCCAGUGACGCUGAGGCUGGUGGUGCCUGCCAGCCAGUGCGGGUCCCUGAUCGGCAAAGGAGGCUCCAAGAUCAAGGAGAUCAGGGAGUCCACAGGUGCCCAGGUGCAGGUGGCUGGGGACAUGCUGCCCAACUCCACGGAGCGAGCGGUGACCAUCUCGGGGACCCCAGAUGCCAUCAUCCAGUGCGUCAAGCAGAUCUGUGUGGUCAUGCUGGAGUCCCCACCGAAAGGUGCCACCAUUCCCUACCGCCCAAAGCCCGCCUCCACCCCUGUCAUUUUUGCAGGUGGUCAGGCCUACACAAUCCAGGGACAGUAUGCCAUCCCUCACCCGGAUUUGACCAAGCUCCACCAGUUGGCCAUGCAGCAAACCCCCUUUCCUCCCCUCGGACAGACCAACCCCGCUUUCCCCGGAGAAAAGCUGCCUUUACACUCCUCCGAAGAAGCUCAAAAUCUGAUGGGCCAGUCAUCAGGACUACAAGCAAACCCUUAAGGAGGAAGAUCAGUCUGUGCUGGAUUUGCCUGCACCCCUCCCGACUUGCAUUAAAAUGUUCAUUCCUCAGAUACUGUGGGGUAGCACAUAGAUUUGUAGAUUCAGUGGCCAAGGCCAUGAAACAGACACAAUUGUUUGCCUGGGGCUUAGCGGGUUCCUAGGUGCCCGUGAAGAAGAUGCCACACACGCACCACACCUUGUGGCUCCAUGUGCACAUGGCCGGUGCCACAGUGGCUUCCUGGUGGCCAGGCAGGUGUCCUGUAAUGACCCUCCCCUCACCAAGGCCCUGGGGACUGCAGUGCACACACAUGCCAGCCACAACAGGGUUAAAUUGGGUGGGCAGCGAUGGGAGGUGUUUGUGGCCUCUUUGAAUGCUGCGGCCAGGAGACUUCCAGCGUGGGCUUGGACUGCAGGUUGGGGCAGCCUCCUUUACCCCUGGUACCUGGAAUGUCGUCAUCUUCAUAAGAAACAGACUCACCUGGGCCAUGCUGUCCUGAGAUGAGUGAACACGUUGGCCAUGCUGUCGUGAGAUGAACAAACACCUGGGCCAUGCCGUCCUGAGAUGAACAAACACCUGGGCCAUGCUGUCCUGAGAUGAGUGAACACAUCAGCCAUGCCGUCCUGAGAUGAACAAACACGUCGGCCAUGCUGUCCUGAAAUGAAUGAACACAUCGGCCGUGCCAUCCUGAAAUGAAUGAACACAUCAGCCAUGCUGUCCUGAGAUGAAUGAACACAACGGUCAUGCUGUCCUGAGAUGAAUGAACACCUGGGCCAUGCUGUCCUGAGAUGAACUAACACGUCGGCCGUGCCAUCCUGAGAUGAAUGAACACCUGGGCCAUGCCAUCCUGAGAUGAACGAACAUGUCAGCCAUGCCGUCCUGAGAUGAACGAACACCCGGGCCAUGCUGUCCUGAGAUGAACGAACACCUGGGCCAUGCUGUCCCGAGAUGAAUGAACAUGUCGGCCCUGCCGUCCUGAGAUGAAUGAACACAAUGGUCAUGCUAUCCUGAGAUGAAUGAGCACCUGGGCCAUGCCAUCCUGAAAUGAAUGAAGACAUCGGCCAUGCUGUCCUGAGGUGAAUGAACACAUCAGCCAUGCCGUCCUGAGAUGAAUGAACACAUCGGCCAUGCUGUCCUGAGAACGAACACGUCGGCCGUGCCAUCCUGAGAUGAAUGAACACAACGGUCAUGCUGUCCUGAGAUGAACAAACACCUGGGCCAUGCCAUCCUGAAAUGAAUGAACACAUCGGCCAUGCUGUCCUGAGAUGAACGAACACCUGGGCCUUGCCGUCCUGAGAUGGAUGGACACCUGGUCCAUGCCGUCAUGAGAUGAAUAAACACAUCAGCCAUGCUAUCCUGAGAUGAAUGAACACAUCAGCCAUGCUGUCCUGAGAUGAGUGAACACCUGGGCCAUGCUGUCCUGAGAUGAAUGAACACAUCGGCCAUGCCAUCUUGAGAUGAAUGAACACAUCGGCCAUGCCAUCUUGAGAUGAAUGAACACAUCGGCCAUGCCAUCCUGAGAUGAAUGAACACAUUGGCCAUGCUCUCUUGAGAUGAAUGAACACCUGGGCUAUGCUGUCUUGAGAUGAAUGAACACAUCAGCCAUGCUCUCCUGAGAGGGAUGAACACCUGGGCCUUGCCGUCCUGAGAUGAAUGAACACAUUGAUCAUGCUGUCCUGAGAUGAAUGUCCUGGUUAUGCAGACAUUUCUUUAUAUUAUUUGCUUAACUUUAGUGCCCUCCUAGGAAGAUUUCCCAUACUUUCCUCCCUUCAAUCAAAAUAUCCCAAGUUCAACAGGUCUGGCUCACUCCUCUCUAUUCAUCUAAGGUCUACUUUGUUCAGGAAUUUCUGUCUAGGACUCAGGCAGGACCAAGGAAAUCUUUUCAGUGACAUUUUAAAUAUCACUGUUUAUGGAAUGUGUAUAGAUAAUUGAAUAACCAAAUAAGUGUUGUUUUGAAAGUAUCUUUAUUAAAAGAAUAUAAAGAACAGAAA
Messenger RNA from Gorilla gorilla gorilla (western lowland gorilla), 3435 nucleotides. It is a transcript of the gene PCBP3, whose product is annotated as poly(rC) binding protein 3. The transcript has 17 exons. The record is from RefSeq and is a predicted model, not a curated record. NCBI's taxonomy places the organism in Eukaryota, Metazoa, Chordata, Mammalia, Primates, Hominidae. The coding region runs from base 574 to 1446 and encodes 290 amino acids. Gene Ontology annotation, molecular function: RNA binding.